AUGACGCUCUUUAGAAAUCUGGCCCUUCUGGCCGCCAGUGUCGCUCCUGUCUUUGCCCAGACAUGGACGCACUGCAAUCCCACCCUGGGAGAGGAUUGCGACCCCAACCCUGCGCUAGGAACCAACUAUACCUGGCACUUCAACGAAACCAUGGACGAGAAGAUCUGGAACACCACCAACGGUGUCAUCAACUACGGCGACGAGGGCGCCGAAUUCACAAUCGCGAAGAAACUUGAGUCCCCGACGAUCCAAUCCACUUUCUACAUCUUCUUCGGCAUUGUCGAGUCGCACGUCAAGAUGGCCGCGGGGCCAGGUAUUGUCAGCAGUGUUGUCCUGCAGUCAGACGACUUGGACGAGAUUGAUUGGGAAUGGGUUGGGUACAAUACUUCGGAGAUUCAAACCAACUACUACAGCAAGGGAAUCACGGAUUAUGAGAACGGCGAGUUCUUCAAGAUCGAGAAUGCCGAUACCGAGUUUCACAACUAUACCACCUACUGGGAUCAGAACAAGAUUGAGUGGUGGGUGGACCAGAAACUGUUUCGCACGCUCACAUACGACGAGGCGAAGAACAAAACCACCGGCAACAGCACGUUCCCGCAGACGCCUAGCAAUGUCCGUAUAGGUGUCUGGCCUGCAGGUGACCCCGAUAACGCACAAGGAACAAUCGAAUGGGCUGGAGGCCCCGUCAACUACGAUGAUGGACCGUUUACCAUGGUUGUUUCUCAAGUCCGCGUGCACGACUUCCAUACUGGAAAAGAAUAUGAAUACGGUGAUGACUCUGGUCUAUGGGAAAGCAUCAACGUGAUUUCAGGUAACUCGACUACGCUGGAGGAAAUCAACAAGCCCCCACCAAAGUCCCUGGCCGACAAAUGGAACGAAUUACCUAGCGGUGCAAAGAUCGGCGUGUACUGCGGUGCUGCAGCUGCCGGAGCGAUUCUCAUCGCCUUGUUCAUCUUCUUCUUUAUCCGGCAACGCAAGAAGGGCCGCCUCGAGAACGCCCUCGACGACGCCAAGUGGAACACCGAACGCAAUGAAAUGAACAACUUCCAAACCAACUGGAAGCAGAGCGAAUGGAAGCACGGAGGGUACCAACCCGUACAGUAG
Aspergillus calidoustus is the source of this 1104-nucleotide messenger RNA. NCBI's taxonomy places the organism in Eukaryota, Fungi, Ascomycota, Eurotiomycetes, Eurotiales, Aspergillaceae. The record is from the annotation of a GenBank genome assembly.